This is a messenger RNA of Venustampulla echinocandica, 528 nucleotides long. RefSeq lists its product as uncharacterized. The record is from RefSeq and is a predicted model, not a curated record. Lineage: Eukaryota; Fungi; Ascomycota; Leotiomycetes; Helotiales; Pleuroascaceae. The transcript has a single exon. The coding region runs from base 1 to 528 and encodes 175 amino acids.
AUGGCAACUCAUUCCACCGUCCCCCUCCCUCUCCGCAUUACUCAAGCUAUCGGUCUAACAUCCUCCUCCCUUAUGACCGGCACUGCCCUCAGCAUAUCUUUCCUCUUCACCCCGAUCUUGCUCCAAUCCCCUAGCGGCGUUCUUCUCCGACAAUGGGCCUCGCUCUACGGCACUAUGAAAACCGUAGCCCAAGUCAACACCGCCAUUACCUCUGCCUCCUUCUUCUAUCUCGCCUAUAAAAUUCAUAACCGCGAAAUAAGCGGAUGGUUGGCUGGAUAUGUGGCUGCCGGGGUGUUGAAUGUAGCUAUUGUGCCCUAUACCUUGAUUGUUAUGCGGGGCACGAAUGGGAAGUUGCUCAGGAAGGAGGAAGAAGUUAGGGGUUUAGGAAAGAUGGACAACGCUGUUGAUAUUACAGUGGAGGGGGAGACCGUGCAUCAGCUGGUUGAUUGGUGGGCGGUGUUGCAUUUGGGGAGGUGUUUGAUGCUUGGAACGGGGCUUGGGCUGGGACUUUGGAGUGUCUUGAAUUGA